Myripristis murdjan (pinecone soldierfish) is the source of this 5574-nucleotide messenger RNA. It is a transcript of the gene cds2, whose product is annotated as CDP-diacylglycerol synthase (phosphatidate cytidylyltransferase) 2. The record is from RefSeq and is a predicted model, not a curated record. Gene Ontology annotation, molecular function: phosphatidate cytidylyltransferase activity. The coding region runs from base 140 to 1495 and encodes 451 amino acids. Lineage: Eukaryota; Metazoa; Chordata; Actinopteri; Holocentriformes; Holocentridae. Gene Ontology annotation, cellular component: endoplasmic reticulum membrane. The transcript has 13 exons.
CUGGUCGUGCUGUUUGAGUGAAAAUUGUUGCUGUGGAAAACCUAAGAAGCUUAGUAGAAGACCUGGGAGUCCCAAUAACGAGUGACUGUGUCGGAAGCCAUAGGCCUUCGCUGUUGUCGCUGGGCUAAGAGCUGCUAAGAUGACAGAGCUGAGGCAUCGCGGAACCACAGACAACGACCUACAGCACCAGCAGUCUGAUGACAAGGGUUCAGAGAAUGAACUGAAGGGGGACAAGGAUGGUGCAUCAGACAGUGAGUCGAAGGCGGACACAGGGGUCCCAGAGGUGCCAGUCCCACCUGAUGACACCCCUGAGGUUUUGAACAAGGCUCUGUCUGGACUCUCCUCACGAUGGAAGAACUGGUGGGUACGAGGGAUCCUCACCCUAGCUAUGAUCUCCUUCUUCUUCCUCAUCAUCUACCUGGGCCCCAUGGUGCUCAUGAUGAUUGUUCUCUGUGUUCAGAUCAAGUGCUUCCAUGAGAUCAUCACCAUUGGUUACAGUGUGUAUCACUCGUACCACCUGCCCUGGUUUAGAACGUUGAGCUGGUACUUCCUGCUGUGUGUGAACUACUUCUUCUAUGGUGAGACGGUGACAGAUUACUUCUUUACUUUGGUGCAAAGGGAGGAGCCACUUCGCAUCCUCAGCAAAUACCACCGCUUUAUCUCCUUUGCCCUCUACCUCACAGGUUUCUGCAUGUUUGUGCUGAGCUUGGUGAAGAAGCACUACCGCCUUCAGUUCUACAUGUUUGGUUGGACUCAUGUGACUCUGCUGAUCGUGGUGACCCAGUCUCAUCUCAUCAUCCACAACUUGUUUGAAGGGAUGAUCUGGUUCAUUGUGCCAAUUUCCUGUGUGAUCUGCAAUGACAUUAUGGCCUACAUGUUUGGCUUCUUCUUUGGCCGCACCCCACUCAUCAAGCUGUCACCGAAGAAGACAUGGGAGGGCUUCAUCGGUGGUUUCUUCUCCACCGUUGUGUUUGGUAUCCUGCUGUCCUACGUGAUGGCAGGCUACCGCUACUUUGUGUGCCCGGUGGAGUUCAACAACGACUCCAACAGUUUCCAGGUGGACUGUGAGCCGCCGGAGCUGUUCCAGCUGCAGGACUACGCCCUGCCCAGCGUCUUGGAGUCCCUCACUGGAUGGCCCACAGUGCGCCUCUAUCCAUUCCAAAUCCACAGCAUCGCUCUGUCUGCCUUUGCCUCCAUCAUGGGACCCUUUGGAGGUUUCUUCGCCAGUGGCUUCAAGAGGGCCUUCAAGAUCAAGGACUUUGCCAACACCAUCCCAGGUCACGGUGGCAUCAUGGAUCGGUUCGACUGCCAGUACCUCAUGGCCACCUUUGUUAAUGUCUACAUCGCCAGCUUCAUCAGGGGUCCGAACCCCAGCAAGGUGAUCCAGCAGCUCCUGGCCCUUCGUCCAGACCAGCAGCUCCACAUCUUCAACUCCCUCAAGGCUCACCUGACAGAGAAGGGCCUGCUGCCAGCGCUGGAGGAGGCAGCCGCCUAGAGCCUCCCAGCCCGACACCCGCUGGCCCUGCUGGGGAGACAGAGAGGAGGGCAGCACCUCCGGGCUCCGACCAGCCCUGGAGCUCUGGGAGACUCGCAGCGCUCGUGUGAGCGAGAACACAACCAAGAGGAAAAAAAAAAACAACAACAUAAAACUAAAGCCUUGGGUCAUUCCAUAGUGUUUGUGUGGGUGGAUGACAGUUGUGUGUAUGUGGUACGUAUGUAUGGGAGUUACAUUUCUUAUUUCUCAGUGUUUUUUUGUUUGUUUUUUUUUUUUUUUUCUUUCUUCAGGUUGGGUUAGGGAAUUACUGUAUUGUUACAUAAUUUCCAAGAUAGACACCUAUCUAUUCACACUGUUGAACAUAAUGUUUGUCAGCUGUACAUUUCUACCUGUAUACAGGAUAUCCUCUAUAUAGCUAUUAAUGUUUGUGAAUAUUUUAUGGUACAUAUUCUAUUUUUUAUUUUUGUUUUAAUGCACUGCUCUCAACAUUGGUCACACUGUAUCGUCAACUGCGUAAGCCACCCUGUUUUCAUUUUUUAAAAAUUUUCUUUGUUGUGGUUGGCUCUAUUUAUACAUAGGCGGUUAUAUUUUUAACAUUUGGUAUGUUCUAUUAUAUCCUAAUGUGUUUGUCUGUGCCAAUUUUAUCCAGGACAAAUUUGCUUUGCCAUUUAUGUGCUCCUGUGUAUAUGCUUGUUUUUUUCAGUGGUUGUGUUUUUGCCAUUCAUCAUGUCAAAGCCUUCAUACCUUGUCAAAAUUCAUCUGAUAUCGACACACGGCGCAAUCAUUGUACGAUAUGGACGGCUAAAUUUGUAGCAAAGCACCAUUAGGGAUUUGAGGGGAGUGCUGAAUCGGUCAGGAGAGAGUUACAAAAUCUAGGUCAAGGGUGAACUAAUUAUCCAGUUAAGUUUAGUGGUUCGACAUAUGCCUCAAAAUCUUGUGUAUUAUUGUGAAUCCACGGUUUUCCCUCACUGUGUUGUAGUAAUCAAAGUGAGGCCAGUGGACGUAACACCAGCACAGUCCUGUCCAGGUCUCAGAACUGACAAAUCACUGUCACUGCUCAACUUGUUCUAAUAAGGAAUCAGAGCUUUUACUUGGGUUCACCUGGCCACCCUGGUCCAUUCAAUUAGCACAGAGUCCAAAUGUUGUGGACACUCAGUGCAGAUGAAUAUUUACCACUUCAGAACACGUUCACCUAGGAAGCAACAGCAGAGGAACUAAUGUUACACUGUUUUGUUUUUGUUUGUUUUUUUAACUGGCCCACUCUGUUACCUUAAAAGUAAAUGCCACUUUAAGUUGCCUAAUUCAUGUUUGGUAGUGUAAAAGUGACAGGAUCAGUGUAUUAUGGCCUGGAGAUGUGAUAGUGUUGGGAUGGAGCUGUCACUAACUGUAUAUGUGGAGCAGGUUUUCAUCACGCUCGUUUCCUUAUUGCCACAAUCAGUUUCAAAAUGUUCAGCCCUCACCGUCAUAACAACAAAGAAGAAGAAACAUCUGCCUACCAUUGGUCAAGAUUUAACUUGUAGUGUUUGUGUGACUUUUGCUCUAAUAAGAAGUUGGACACGUCUGAAGCUGGUGUUGGACCUCUUUAGUACAAUCAGACCUGUGAUGGAAUAGUCUCCCACAUUCAAAGGGGUCAUGUUAACAUAAGGUUUUUUAAAAAAAAAUUGUGCCAUCUCCAGAAUUUCAGUUCACUUGCCUUUGUGAAAUUAAGGAACUUGUUUGUUUGUUUGUUUUUGUUUUUAAAGUUGGCAUCCUCUUCGGUGUUGUAUUCGUUUUUGAUUGAUUUUGAAAUUUCCCACAAGGGAUUUCACUGAUAAUCAAUAACAAUCUAUGUCAUGCUCUGUUGAGCCCUACCACCCCACUCACUGGGGCAGAGCUUUGUUUAUGUUCAAUAUAUUGGGUCAAAAACAUUUUUAUUUAACUGAAAUCUAUAAAAUGUUUUACUAAGUAAGCUAUUAUUAUUGGAGUGACAGUAUGUGGCAGCUAAAUAGGACAAUAACAUUUUGAAGCUGUAAUGGCUGAAAACGGUUAAUGUUUAGUAAUAUUUAGGAACAUUUAAGUAGCGUGACUCUGUGCCUGUUAUUGUGGAUGGAAGCUGUAAAAAGCUUGCAUCUCUAAAAUUUAUUUGGCCAAAUGAAUUCUGCAGUUAAUCAAAACCUACUGGAGCACUGUAGAGGAACAAGAGGGUCUGGACAGUACAGUGUGUUUGUCCGUCUCUGGUUAUUGGGAGAUUGGAGGGCCAAUCUGCAGCAAUCCACUUCCCCUGUCAGGCAUCCCUUUGUGCAUGUCCAUAUUUUCCAUAUUUUUAGUGUCCAAUCAGAGAGAGAAAUUGGUUAUCAUUCUCCUGAAAUUUUCUUUUGCGUUGUCAGUGAACCCUGACAAACCCUACGGAGGUUGUAAAGUGUUCAUAUAAAUGAAGCAGGACUAUUUUCUGGACUCAGUGAAUGUAAAAGGGGAAAACAGCAAUACAUACAGACAUAAUCAAUGUAGCAGGGAUACGGAAAUAAGUCAUUAAGAGUAUGAUGUCACUAUAUAACCUGUUGAAACAACUUAUGGAUUUGUCUCAGUUUGCUAUCGUCUGUGUACAGCAAAUGACUGAUGGACCUACUUAAGGCUUUGUUCAUAGAUGUAAAAUGGGGCCAGGUAUCAUGUGUUGUAGUUCUUUAUCCUGUAAUACCUAACUGAUGAUUGGAGGCUCACUGAUAAGACCCCUCAUAGCCUGUGCUCACUUAUCUGUGUUUGAAGGGAUUAAUAUCCCAAAAUACCAAAUAUAUCAGUUUUGGAAAAAAAAAUUGCUGGCUUAAAUCCGUUAGUCAUUAUUUAAGAAAAACAGCAGAUAUAAUUCUCAAAAGCUAUCCACGGUGACUCAUGUCUUUCAUUUUGUUUUCUGUCAAUGACAAGAAAUCAUUUUAGAAUGAAACACUAAAGUGAUUCAGACAUGGCUUGUCAUCCUCGUUCGAACACGACGCCACUCAUACAUGAACCAUCAUGCCACUCAUUGAGUCUCCUCAGUUUGACUUGUGUGUUUUUGAUAUCCAAGCAGUGUUGCACCUGUUGCUCUUAAGUUAUCACUCUACCUGUACAUCAACUGUUUUCAAGAGUUAUUAUUAUAAUGUGCAUUUAAGAAGAUGUUCCGAAAUAUGUUGUGUGUUCUUUGCUAUUUUUUGGGUUAGGCUAAUUUACAAGAAUAUUUAAAGUAUUAUCCAUGCCAUGUAGGACAGAGCAUUGCGAUAAUGCUCUCUCUUGUUGCUGUGAUGUUAGUGCAGUUGGGUGUCUUCUAGGCUCUUCCUUGGUAGAAGCUGUUCUCCGUGUCAACCUGUGUGCUCUCUGUCGCAGCAACACAGAUACUGUAGCUCUGUAAUUGUGUCGUCUCCUUUUGAGAAGGUGAGAAAGUUUCCAGAAAGUAACGUAACGACUAAUAUUUCGCCAGUCACCGAUAAUAUCUCUAUUUGUCUGCGGUGGCUGUUGGCCCUGCAGCUCCAGUACUGCCACGCGCCUGCGUCCCAGAUGACCACUAGAGAGAGCUGAAGCUCCUGUGGUCGGCCCCGCCACAACACCAAUGCUGCACUGAAAGCAGAGAGGUUUCUAUCCUUUAAGCACUGCUGUCUGAUACAUUCCACAUUCCCUCCCAGCAGGUUGGGAAGAUCUACUCACAGGGAGGCAGAGUAGAAGGGACAAACCCACCACCAUCAGUGAACUGUAAAUACCACUGAUCAGUGUCCACGUGGCACCCAGAAGCCCCCUCGGUGCCAUUCUUAAUCAACACAAUGCCACUUUGCUUUUGUUAAGCCUCCCCGGUCAGGACCUCUGAGGAAUGUACGGGAGUUGUGCAACGUGACUUUCCCCACAUACAUUAGGCUCCCCUCGUGGACGUUUUUUUUUUUGUUUGUUUUGUUUGUUUUGUAUUGUGGCUAUAGAUUCUCUUAUAUGGGCGAUGGUGCCUCUGAUUUUGAUGGAUUACUCUUAAUUGUGCGAUGCUUUUGGUUUGUGUUGAGUUGUACAUUUGUCUAGAGAAAAAGUUAUAGUCUUUGAUGCUAAAAUGUGCUUUGGUUCAAUGAAAAUUAAAUGAAAACAAAAUGGCA